AUGGAGAAGGUGAAGAAGAUGCUUGAGGCUCAGAGAGUAUCAUUUACUCGAAUUUAUGAUGCGGUGAUCACACUGCUUGGUGAGAAGAAUAUUAAUUUAAUUGAAAUUCGAGGAAAUGUUCGAAUAUUGGACCAGAAAAUUGAGUUGAUUGCUGAUUUGGGCAGACAAUUGCUAGAUCAUAUCCUAGAGUCAGAAAGCAGCGAAGAGAGUAUUUUGCUUUCCGAAAUUGAAUCAGCAGAUAAUUUUUUGAAAAAAUAUCAUGAACUCAAGUUGAUUGUUGAGAGUCAUUCACCGAAUCAUUCCGAUGAAACAAGUAACGUAUGUUCCACCCACACGAAGCGUAAACUGAAGCUACCUACUAUAGAAUUCAAGAAAUUUGGAGGUGAUAUCAGAGACUGGCUUCCAUUCUGGAGUCAGUUUAAGCGAAUUCACGAUGAUGAAGAUCUUCCCGUUGAAGACAAGUUUCAAUAUCUUUUACAAGCUAUGGUUCCGAGCUCUCGUGCUCGUCAAUUGGUUGAGAGUUAUCCACCUAGCGGAGACAAUUAUCCCAAAGUUAUUGAAAGCCUUGAGAGUCGAUUUGGCCGAAAAGAUCUUCUUGUUGAAGUUUAUGUUCGAGAGCUGUUGAAAUUGGUCCUGACUAGUAUUGGGAAUAGAAAUAAGCUUAGUUUUCUCUAUGAUAAGCUAGAAUCCCAGUUGCGAUCAUUGGAAACUCUAGAUGUGACAUCAGAUACAUGCGCAGCAAUGUUGUACCCACUGGUGGAAUCUUGCCUCCCCGAAGAUUUGAUAAGGGUAUGGCAAAGGAGUAGUCAUUAUGAUGUUGAAUCCACUUUGAAAAUACGUUUGGAUAACCUGAUGAUCUUUCUUAGAAAGGAAGUUGAAAAUGAAGAACGCAUUACUUUGGCGGUUGCUGGUUUCGACAUGCAAUCUAAAACAAAAAAGAUUGUGGAUUGUCCUCCUGUGAAAAAUGCUCUUCCAACAGCAUCUGGACUGAUGAAUAAUAAAUUCCAGAAGAAAUGCCACUUUUGCAACGGAAGUCAUUGCAGUGGAGAUUGUUCAGAUGCCAGAAAUUGGACACUAGCUGAUCGUAAGAAGAAAUUGAUUGAACGGGGGUGCUGCUUUCUAUGUCUUAAAUAUGGUCACAUUGCAAGAAAAUGCAGAGUAAAUUCGGUGUGUUCAAUCUGUAAUGGAAGACAUGUUGAUAUCAUGUGUACAAAGACUGAUGAAACAACUACGAAAUUUGUACCUGCUCCAAAACAGUCAAAUGUAGAGAAUUCCCUUUCGAAUAAUACAUAUGCAGAGGUGUUUCUACAAACUCUGAGAGUGAGGCUUAAUGGAUUGAAUAAAUCACGAAUGGCACGAGUAAUCAUUGACACCGGUUCUCAAAGAUCAUACAUAAAACAAUCCGUUGCUUCUGAGAUGUUAUAUGAAUCUAUUCGACGAGAAGAAAUGGUGCAUGCCCUCUUUGGUGGCACGAAUACUGACGUUUGCAACCAUCAUUGUUAUCGAAUACGAUUGAGUAGUAUCCACGACGACUAUGCGAGUAACUUCGAAGCUCUAGACCAAACAGUCAUCUGUAAUAAUGUUACUUCUGUAAGGCAAGGACCUUGGAUGGAUGAACUAAGUUCAUUGGGAAUAGAAAUUUCAGAUAAAAAAGAUGGUCCCGUUGAUAUUUUAAUUGGAGCUGAUAUUGCUGGAAAGUUACUCACUGGAAAACGUCAUGAACUUAAAUGUGGACUUGUGGCAUUGCAUACGCUAUUGGGAUGGACAAUCAUGGGCAAAGUUACUUCGAAUAAGCAAUCUAUAAAUUCCUCAAUGCUGGUUGUUACUACUAUGUUGAAUAGAGACUUGGGCCCUACCGACUUAUGCAGACUUGAUGUCCUUGGAAUCACCGAUCCAUUACAACAGAAAUCAAAAAAAGACACGGAGAAAGCUGUAAUGGAACAUUUCUUGGAAACUGUUCUGAGAAAGGAAGAUGGAAGAUAUGAGGUGCACAUGCCGUGGAUUGAAGGCCAUCCUCCAUUACCCAACAAUUUUUCAAUAGCACAGAGACGACUCGAAAAUUUGAUGAAAAAAUUGAACAAUGAUGGAUGCUCUCCGAAGCAAUUAGUUGAGUCGAGAUGGUGGGAGAGAUUAAUAAGAAUCAUCAAAGAUCUUUUACGUAAAGUCCUAGGUAAGUCAUCUCUGACAUACGAAGAGCUUUAUACAAUUGUUUGUGACACCGAAUCAGUGGUUAAUUCCCGACCAUUGACUUAUUUCCAUGAAGAUAGUAGAGAUUUGGUUCCGUUGACACCUGCUAUGUUCUUACGUGAAAUUCAAGAAGUCGGUGUACCAGAUGUGUAUGCAACUGAAGCCACUGAUCUCAGGAAACAUUUGAGGUAUAGACUCAAACUGAAAGAAGAUUUGCGAAGAAGAUUUCGAACAGAAUAUCUAGGAGAAUUGAAAUUAUUUUCGAAGGGUAACAAUGUCAAAGAUAUCAGAUUGGGAGAUAUAGUUUUAGUUGGAUUGGACAACAUAAAACGAUUGGAUUGGCCACUGGCUCGAAUAGAAGAAAUGAUUCCAGGGCGAGAUGGUAAAAUUCGAGUAGUUCGCUUGAAAACAGCUACGGGGUCAUUAUUGAGACCAGUGCAAAGAAUUUAUCCCCUAGAAAUCAAUAGUCGGGAUAACGAAAUAGAUUUCCAUGCUCUAAACAAAAUAGGACAAGAAAAAAUUAAAGAAGAGAAAGGAACGAAAAGGGACAGAGAACCAGAAGAACAGAAAAAUGAAAAAGAUGACAAACCCGCACAUGAGAAAAAACCUGUGGUCACAAGAUAUGGGAGAAUUGUCAAACCCCCAUCGAAGUAUACAGGGUGA
Harmonia axyridis is the source of this 2850-nucleotide messenger RNA. RefSeq lists its product as uncharacterized. The coding region runs from base 1 to 2850 and encodes 949 amino acids. The transcript has a single exon. Gene Ontology annotation, molecular function: aspartic-type endopeptidase activity; zinc ion binding; nucleic acid binding. NCBI's taxonomy places the organism in Eukaryota, Metazoa, Arthropoda, Insecta, Coleoptera, Coccinellidae. Gene Ontology annotation, biological process: proteolysis. The record is from RefSeq and is a predicted model, not a curated record.